This is a messenger RNA of Cheilinus undulatus (humphead wrasse), 9674 nucleotides long. RefSeq names its product protein outspread (gene mpripa). Gene Ontology annotation, molecular function: actin filament binding. Gene Ontology annotation, cellular component: actin cytoskeleton. The coding region runs from base 735 to 8252 and encodes 2505 amino acids. The record is from RefSeq and is a predicted model, not a curated record. NCBI's taxonomy places the organism in Eukaryota, Metazoa, Chordata, Actinopteri, Labriformes, Labridae. The transcript has 27 exons. Gene Ontology annotation, biological process: actin filament organization.
AUGCGGCCCAGGCGAGGAUUUUCACGAAAACAUCCAUCACAGACUGCGUACCAGUGCCAACGAUAAGGGUGCUACGACGAACGGGACCUGAAGCUAUGGAUUCAACGGAGUGACAGCCGAGUCGAUGGCGUUUCAAAACUUGGGUAACGGUUUCUGGCCUUGAACGGAGACGUAAGAAGCGAGGAAGAGUUUUAACGGCAAUGAAUGCGCUAUCACUUGUUUGAUAGAGAGACGGAGAGAGAGAGAGAGGGGCCAAACUCCCUCCCUCCGAAGAGCUCGUUCCGCCCGAUGGAGACUGACGGGACGUUUGCAGCGAGCUCGAGGCCCGGAAUGUCACCUGUGAAACGUAGAUACGUCGUUGCAGGACGUAAUUAAGAACUCGCGCACACCUGUCUGCGCUUUGACGGUUUUGUAGUCAACUUCUUUGUAAACCUGAGGGAAAAGUUAGCAGGUCAACGUUAGCUGUGCGAGGCGACCCCUCGCGCAACAUGACUAUUAUCGAUAACACAUAACGAGAGGUUCUUCACCGCCUCAGGUAACGUACCAGGACAGGUGAACGACGCACUGUUACCUUUUCAACGGUCUUAAAUUCUCAUGGGACUGCUCUAGAAAGUUGUUCUAUUGUAUUUAAACAUCAGUAAGUUGGCUCAAACCUAUUUGACUGAGCAGUGUUGUUCGUGAAACGUGGACUUCUUGGAUAUUUUUUCACCUAGUUUUGCCUUUCUCCAUCAAUCAUGUCACUCAAAGACAACCCCUGUCGGAAAUUUCAAGCCAACAUUUUCAACAAAAGUAAAUGCCAGAACUGCUUCAAGCCCAGAGAGUCACAUUUGCUGAAUGACGAAGACCUGAGCCAGGCGAAACCCAUUUAUGCAGGAUGGCUGCUGCUGGCACCAGAGGGGACAAAUUUUGACAAUCCAUUACACAGAUCUCGGAAAUGGCAAAGAAGGUUCUUCAUCCUGUACGAGCAUGGCUUACUCCGCUAUGCUCUGGACGAAAUGCCCAGCACUCUCCCCCAGGGUACCAUCAAUAUGAACCAGUGCACGGACGUCAUCGAUGGAGAGUCCAGGACAGGGCAGAAGAACUCUCUAUGCAUCGUCACCCCUGAGAAAGAGCACUUCAUACGGGCUGAGUGCAAAGAAAUAAUCAAUGGGUGGCAGGAGGCUCUGACUGUUUACCCCCGGACCAACAAGCAGAACCAGAAGAAGAAACGAAAGGUUGAUCCUCCCACUCACCAGGGUGGAGUUACUACAGGCCAAUGUUUUUCCACUGAAGACAUGAAUGGACACCCAUCUCUCUGUGGCCUUACCUUCCAUCAUGUCCUCUCCUCUUCCCUUCCUCUCCUUCCUUCCCAAAUCCCCACGCAGGAGCCCGGCCCCGCGAAGGUGACGGUGACCAGCAGCAGCGGGGGGAGCAUCCCCUGCCUACCCAGCAGCAUCGCCAGUGCUGAGCGCGUCCCGAUGAGCCGCGCCACUCUAUGGCAGGAAGAGAGCCGCUGGAGCAGGGCCACUAUCCCCUGCAGCCGCAGUGCCUCCUGCAUCAGCCAGCUGAGCCAGAGCCAACCAGAGUCCAGCAUCACUACUCAGGACGAUGCUGCCACUGUGAGCACUGGACGAAAGGUACGAGUGGAGAGUGGUUACUUUUCCCUGGAGAAGACCAAGUCGGAGCCUUCUCCACAGUCCACACCACAUUUUCAGCCACCCCAGCCACCCCAGCAUCUGCCCCUGUCCUCUUCAGCAUCCUCCUCCUCUUUAGGAGCUCCCAGUCCCAGGUACAAGUCUGAGUCAGACCCUCAAACUUCCCCUUACCAACCCUCCCAGGACCCUUUCCCUUCUCCAGGUACACUCGUCUCCCCCAGCUACUCCACCAUCAGCUCCUCCCAGAGCUCGCUGGACUCUGAUCCCAGCGUGGGCACACCCACCUGGGAGGGACACAGCGGCAGCGGUGGUGGAGGAGGGAGCACAGGUAGUGUCAGCGGCGGGGGAGGCAGAGUGGGCCGGUCUGGCAGGGAGUACACGGCGCUGUCGGAUGUGCCGCGGGCUCGCAGGCUGAGUUACCGCGAGGCCUUCCGCUCAGAGAAAAAAAGGCAAGAGCUGAGGGCGCGGACUCGGAGUCCCGGCAGAGAGGAGGUGGCUCGGCUGUUUGGGGAGGAGCGCAGGCGUUCUCAAAUCAUCGGCAGGUUCGAAGAGAGUCAGUCUGUAGAGCACAUGGACACAGGUGGCACCAGUGAGUCCUCCACUAAUACCACGCUAAUCCAGAGACAAGGACGCAGCGAGAGACGCUUUCUGGCUAACAAACAUGAUAUGUCUCUGGACUCAGUAAAGGACCGGUCAGUCCCUGAUGUGUCCAGCUCUGCUUUUGCCAAUUUAAGAAGAGCGAAGUCACUGGACCGCAGAGUCACUGAGUCCUCAAUGACUCCUGAUCUGCUAAACUUCAAAAAAGGAUGGAUGACAAAGCUCUAUGAUGAUGGAAUGUGGAAAAAACACUGGUUCGUUCUGACAGAUCAGAGUCUAAGGUACUACAAGGACUCGAUAGCUGAAGAGGCUUCAGAACUAGAUGGCGAGAUCGACCUUUCCACAUGUUACGAUGUCAAAGAGUUCCCGGUCCAGAGGAAUUACGGCUUCCAAAUCGUGUGUAAAGACGGAACGUGCACCCUGUCAGCCAUGACCUCUGGAAUCCGCCGCAACUGGAUUCAAGCCAUCAUGAAGAAUGUGCGACCCACUAUCGCUCCUGAUGUCACCCGGAAAAACAUCUCUCUGAAACUAUCCGUUCUCAAGCCCAGAUCCCUCCCUGAUGAGAAUUUAAAAGCCCAGGUGAUGUUGGAACCAUGUCAGACCACGCCUGAGCCAAGCCUGAGUCCUGAGGCUCCCAGGUCUGAUGCCAACAGAAAGCCAGCAGGCAACAAUGCCCCCACCCCUGCCUCUGAGCCCCGGAAAAGCCGAGUCCGUGAGCGCAGAAGAGAGGGUCGCUCCAAGACCUAUGACUGGACUGAGUUUAAAAUGGAACAGACUGCAAAGCCUGUAAAAGAACGAGCCGACACAGUUGAUCUCAGCUCGUCCUUCUCCACAACUUCCUCAUACUGCUCCCCUUCCUCCUCCGCCUCUUCUUUAGCAUCCUCACCUGUCUCUACCUCUUCCCUCCAGACCUCUUCUGUGUCAGGCUCCCACCCACAGUCUGUGACAGAAGAAGCAGAAAAAGAGAAUGUAAGGAGGGGUAUUCCUCCAUCCAGCACAACCAGUGCAACUCACAUGCCAAAUACUGUUACUGUCACAGUGAUGUCCACGCUAAACACUGCAUCACCGGCAUCAUCGACGCAAGAAUGCCACGAGCAAGGGAGGAUGGAAGUAGACCAUCCUGCUGGUGAGGCUAAAAAGGACAACAGAACCUCGGACGUCCAAGAGGAGAUUGAGCAGCGAUGGCAUCAGGUGGAGACCACACCGCUAAGAGAGGAGAAACAAGUGCCCAUUAACUCAGCUCUGGGGAACUCUGCUAACUCUGACAGAUUACCUGCUCAUGAGCUAGCUGCGCUGCUAGACAAAGAGUUGGGGCAGAAACAGAAGGAGCUGGACCGUCUUCAGAGGCAAAACAGCGUUUUAAAAGAGCAGUUAGAAGAUGCACUUGGGAGAGAGCAAAAUGCCAGAGAGGGAUAUGUACUGCAGACUGCAACCCCCCCUUCCUCUUCACCGCAUAGAGUGCCAUGGCAACGCCUGCACAGCCUAAACCAAGACCUGCAGGGUGAGCUCGAGGCCCAAAAACGCAAGCAAGACCUCGCUCAGCAGCAAAUCCGGACACUUAAGAGAAGCUACACUGAAGCUCAGGAUGCUGUCGGCCGCCAUGAGAAUGAUAUUCAGGCUCUGCAGGCAAAAUUAGCGUCUGCAAUGGCUGAAAUCUUGGCUAGUGAGCAAGCUGUGGCCAGAAUGCGCAAUGAGCUCAAGUUGGAGCAGGACCGUUCAAAGGAACAUGAGGAGGAAUAUAGCCGCAGCGAGAGCACCCUGCGAGCCCAGCUAAAAGACAGCGAGGAAAGACUCCGUGAGGUAGAGGCCAGCCUCUUAGAGAGAAACCAGGCUCUCAGGCACCUGGAGCGCCAGCAGGCACUGCAACGAGACCAUAUGAGAGAGAUUCAGAGGCUGCAGGAGAAACUGCAAGAGGUGACCGCUCGGCUGGAUGCUACUGAAGAGGGUCAGGCUCUAAAGGAGGAGCGCCUCCGGGCGGAGCAAGAUGCCAUGCAAGAGAGUCAUGAGAGGGAAAGACAGAAUCUGUGCAGGAGAUUAGCUGAGGCUGAAACUGCACAGAAAGAGAUGGCGAAGAGGCUGCUGGAGGCUGAGCAACAGGUAGAGGCCUUGCUCAGAGGGAGACGGGCCUCUGCAGGAAAAGAGAGCAAGGAGGAACUACUGAAGCUACAAGAGGAAGUGGUCCAGAAGACUGACAUGGUAGAGUCUCUGAGGCAGAGUGUUCGUAGGCUGGAAGAAGAGAAAGGACAGCUCACCUGUCGCUGUCAGGAGCUUCUUAACCAGAUUGCUGAAGCAGAUCGUGAGGUGAAUAAGCUCCGCAAUCGUCUGGAGUCAGAGGAGGCUGAUUACUACAACCUAGAGAGCUCAUAUGAAAGAGCAACCCAAGAGUUUCAGAAAAUAAGCCAGUUUCUCAGAGAAAAGGAGGAAGAGAUCCGACAGACCAAGGAGAUGUAUGAGAGGUUGAUGGCGCGCAAGGAGGAAGAUUUAAAAGAGGCUCUUAUAAAAAUGACUGCACUUGGAAAUAGCUUAGAGGAAACAGAACAGAAGCUACAAGCUAAGGAAGAGCUUCUUUGCCAAAUGAGUCAAAGUCUCUUGGAUAGGGCUGAGCCCUGUAGUGCUGAAAAAGAUCUACAGGCCAAGCUUGUGGUUGCAGAGGACCGUAUAGCAGAGCUAGAGCAGCAUCUUAAUGCUUUACAGCUGGGCUAUGCUGACCUACGCAUGGAGAGACGGCAAAUUCCAGACCACAACAAGAAAGCAAGGCUCAAAACAUCAGUCUCCUUGUCGGCAAGUGCAGGGCUCCAACUGUCCUUUGACAAUAAAUCAAAGUCUGAGGUCUCCACAGAUGACAAGGAGUCUCAAGCUAAGAGACCAAGAAUUCGCUUUUCAAGUAUUCAGUGCCAAAAGUAUAACGCUGAGGGCCUGGAGAGUAGCCAGGUUAGCAGCUUUGCAGAGAAAAGACAAAAAGUUAAUCAGGUGGAAAAUGAAGACAUGCAGAUAAGUGAAGGAAAUAUCUCCUCUGAUACAACCUGCCCUCACAGUAGUGACCCAGAGAAGUUCAUAUCCAUCAUACAUACCCUAGAGACCAAACUACUUGCCACUGAGGAUAAAUUAAGGAACCUCACACAGAAUCUAGAGGAGCAACGAUCCACCCAAGCAGAAGACUUAAGCGGAGAGAUUGAUCUCAAAAUGUCAGAAACCAAACCGGAUAAAGAGUUUAGCAGUGCAAGUACAGCAACCAAUAAGCACUAUGCCAAGGCUCUUUCUUGUGUGGAAAGCAGUCGUGAGAGAGUCAGGGAUAUUCUCAGUGGCUCUCAUGAUACCACUGAUUCACAGCUGCACUCACUCUCAGAGAUAGAGAAUGAUUUAUUUACUGCAUCACUGUAUAUCCGACAAGGACAAAAGACACUGGAAGAGCAAUCACCAGCCGUCAAAAUCCCAGAGACUGUAGAUAAAGAUGCUUUGGAACUCUUUGCUAAAACUUUGUCUUUUGAGGCUGUAGUUUUGAACAAGAUUGCUUUGUUAAUACAGACUUCAAAAUCUGACGUCCUCCAAGGUCUUGCAGAGUUAUGGAAAGACAUAGAGAAGAUUAAAAGAAGUGACAAAGAUUGCCUGGCCAUAGUUUAUGCAGAUGUCUUGACCAGGAAGCUCUUGUUAGAAGGUGCAUUCUGGAAAGAUUUGGAGAAAGCUCAGAUGGAUGCUGCUACAUCCAAAGAGGACAGUGCUUCAGCUGAUGUAGAUGUUGAUACCAAUGUUAUCUUAAACACCUUCAUUAAAGCAGAGCUAGCAUACUCAAUUCAAAACUUGAAAUACUGUUAUGAAGAGAAAUUCAAAAUACUCAAAAGGGAGCUGGCUGAAGCACAUAAAAACUUACAUCAAAGGGAAAUGGCUCUAAAAGCAAUUAUCGAAGCUUCCAAAACACCUGAUUUGAAGAAUGUGAUAAAAGAAGUCAAAAAUAACUUUGGGUUUAGCAAACACAAGUUAGCAGACAUCCACCCUCCUGAACUUGCUCCCUACAUGGAGCAGAUUGAAAUGGAAGAAGCUAGAGACUUGGCUGAGGAAAUUGUAGACAGACAGCUGGCUGGAGAGAUGCCCUCUUGUGGUGUAGAUUCAAUUGAAUCAUUUCGAAAUGCACAUGAUAGCCUUGCUAAUGAGCUUCAGAGACAAGCAGCAAUCCUCCAUAAGUUUUCUCAAGAGAUAGAAUGUGGUGGAAACCAACCUGGACUGGCUAAAAUGGUCCAUGCUGUUUUAGGACACCAGUCUUCACGUAACUUUACAAAUACCUCCCUAUGUAUGCGUGAAGCCCUUAUCCAGGCUCAAGUGGCUUAUGUGGCAUGCAGGUUACGGGCAAUGCAUGAACAAGACUUGGGUUGGUGUAAACAGACUGGUCAGGACAUGGAUGCUCUGGUCCAGCAGCAUUCUCACAACAUCAGUGCAAUCAAAGAGAAAUAUCAAGCAUCCCUAAAGGAUGAGCGUAGGAACUUCACUCAGACUGUAGCCUCACUCCAGAAAGAGAACCAAACCCUAAAAGAUGAGGUCAGCAAACAUAUGAACCAGCUUUCCCAGCAGCAGAAGCAGCUGGGUGUCCUUCAGGAGAAUUUCCAGAAGGAGACCGAAGAACUAAGGCAGAGGCACAAACAUGAGCUAAGCCAAGCCGAGAAAGGCCGUGCUUCAACAGAGCUGGCCCUCAUGGAGACGACAGCCGACAGUCAACGAAAACUUGAGGUUCUGCUGGUAGACAUGAACACCAUGGAGGAGCGACACGAGACUCAUGUGAGGAAACUGGAGGAGCAGUUUGAGGAAAGGAUCUGUGAGCUUCAGCUAAUCCACAAAGAGGAGGUUGAAAAGUUACAUUCCCAGUAUGUGGAGAAUAUUCAGCGUGUCCAAGAGAAUCAACAGGACAGGAAAGGUUUCCAUUCACCUCAGUGUGAUGAGGCGGCUACACCAAUGGAAGAGGAGGAACAGGGGAAGGGGGAAAACAUGUCAGAAGUGGACUCCAUGGUGGUUCUGAAGGAUCGGAUCCAAGAACUGGAGACUCAGAUGAACACCAUGAGGGAUGAACUGGAGAACAAGCACCUAGAAGGAGAUGUCGCCAGCCUGAGAGAGAAAUACCAGAGAGACUUUGAAAGUCUUAAGGCCACUUGUGAACGUGGCUUUGCAGCAAUGGAAGAAACCCACCACAAGGUAAUCCAAGACCUCCAGAGGCAGCAUCAGAGGGAGAUUUCCAAACUCAUGGAAGAGAGGGAGAGACUGCUGGCUGAGGAGACUGCUGCCACAAUCGCUGCUAUUGAGGCUAUGAAGAAUGCCCACAAGGAGGAGCUAGAGAAGACUCAGCGCUCCCAACUCAGUGGACUGAACUCUGACAUUGAUGAGCUUCGCUUACAAUAUGAGGAAGAACUGCAGUCCAUCCAGAGAGAACUGGAGGUGUUGUCAGAGCAGUACUCUCAGAAAUGUCUAGAAAAUGCUCACCUGGCUCAGGCCCUGGAGGCUGAGCGGCAGGCGCUCAGGCAGUGUCAAAGAGAGAACCAGGAGCUUAAUGCUCACAACCAGGAGUUAAAUAACCGGCUGACAGCAGAGAUUACUCGGAUGCGCUCCUGUUUCAGCGGUGAAACUGCUCUGUCCACACUUACCCAGGGCAAGGAUGUGUAUGAAUUAGAGGUGUUGCUACGAAUUAAAGAGUCAGAAAUCCAGUAUCUCAAACAGGAAAUUCACUCUUUGAAAGAUGAACUGCAGUCUGCUUUAAGGGACAAGAAAUAUGCCACAGACAAAUAUAAGGACAUCUACACGGAGCUCAGCAUUGUGAAGGCAAAAGCUGACUGUGAUAUCAGCAAACUGAAGGAAAAACUGCUGAUCGCCACAGAAGCUUUAGGCGAAAGGACUGUGGACGGAUCAGUCACAUCUGGAUAUGAUAUAAUGAAAUCAAAAAGCAAUCCUGAUUUCAUGAAAAAGGAACAAUCAUCAACCUCCAGGCAAUCAAGAGGUGUACGAUCGAAGUCUGUCACUGAACAGGUCUCAUGGGAUAGCUGACACUCCCAUUGUGGGGUGAUUCCCCCUCAGCCCCAACAUGUGCUAGCCUGAAAGAGGGACUAACUGUGCAGGAGCGUAUGAAGCUUUUUGAAGCGAAAGAUUCCAAAAAGAUUUAAAUGUCCUCAACCUGCAGCGUGUUUCCUCUAUCCUGUUCUUGGUGGAUUUUUGGUCAGAUCUCUACAGCGGUGCCAGAAUUAGCUGUGGACUCUUGUAUGAACAAAUCUGUAAAGGUCAAUUCUUAACUUAGACCUGCUGCUUCAUGCCUCUGACAUGUGUUCAUAAUUUUUUUUUUUAAUUAAUGGAAAAAAGUUUUAUUGAAUCAAACCUGUGUACGGUCUCUAUAAAGAACAUAUAGAUGUUUAUCAGUUCAUGUUGGAGGUGUGUCAAAAAGCUGCAAGGGAUACAUGACAGCAUUAUAUUGAUCCUCCAAAAUGCCAAAACAGACAGCAAUACAUAGUAUAAAUAAUAUAUAUUUCCCAGUAUGAAUUAAGUAUCUGCUGUAUUUUACUGUUACAGUUUCUAUAUCUAAAGUUUUAAAUGUUUAUGUUGCACCAGUUCUAUUGUAUAUAACUACUGGAUUGAUGUAAGAGUAUGGUUUGCUAUUGAGUGUUGGGGCAUCUGCUGUACUAUAACUAUGGUUUGACUGAUAGUGGAAACAAUGUGAUGCUUAUCUUGCUUAUGUAUGAGAGUUUUUUUAAUGGAGUGUCUGUGUGUGAAGGGGGAAGAGGACUGGGAUUGCACUUAUCACUUGACUACUUGAGGAAUCUUUUUUUUUUUUUUUUGGUCUCAAAUCGGUUUAGUGACUUCAAGUCAAAUAUCGCAGUGCAACCAAAAAUCCUGACUUCUGUCAAAUUAAGUAAACAAUUGUGACUUGUUCGUAAUACUGGAUUUUUUUUUUAAGUUUCUUAAAAUCUGAAUUUGUGUUUGCUUAGUUUUGACUUUGGUGUGAGAGUAUCAUCUCAAAAGAACUUAAACUAUUUAGGACUUUGCAUGACUGUACAGUGUCAUAUGAAUUGCUUAACGAUCUCGUUGCCUCUUUUUCCUCCUUACUGCUUCAGUGUGGAACUCUUAACACUAAUAAGCUUUGCUUUGCAAGUCCUACUGUUUAGUUGUUGAGAUUGAAAUGUUUUACUGUAAGCAGCAGCAGUCUUGAAGCACUUGGCCCGAUCCCUGACCUCUCACUAGUCGUGCCUCAACUGAGAGAAGAAUAUAAACAUCCAUGAAACCUGUGCAGCUAUGGAAACACACUGUAUAGUAUUCAAACCACGCCUUGUAUGUGUAUAUAUAUAUAUAUAAAUAUUAAGCCACAUGGAAGACUUCUGUUUUGUUUUAAACUUGUACCUUGCUCUUUAGCUCUAUAUGAAAUAUAUAUGGAUAUUUUUUAUUUUCAUUUUAAUGUUUAACAUCAAAUAAAUGAAGUGU